Molecule: messenger RNA, 1376 nt
Organism: Raphanus sativus (radish)
Lineage: Eukaryota; Viridiplantae; Streptophyta; Magnoliopsida; Brassicales; Brassicaceae
Product: L-ascorbate peroxidase S, chloroplastic/mitochondrial
Exons: 12
Coding region: 89-1147 (352 amino acids)
Biological process (GO): hydrogen peroxide catabolic process; cellular response to oxidative stress; response to reactive oxygen species
Molecular function (GO): peroxidase activity; heme binding
Source: RefSeq, a predicted model, not a curated record
AUUUCUCAAUUUCUCCCUGCAGCGUGGCAUUUAAUCUCUCACACUUUAGACCUAAACACCUAAUUAAAACCCCCCCAAAUCGCUUCAUAUGGCAGAGCGCCUGUCUCUCACACUCAACAACAACACCAUGGCUUCCUCUUUUCGAACUCAAAUCUCCGCUUCUCGUCUCCUCCGCUUCUCCUCCUCCGGAUCUAAACUCUCUUUCCCCUCGUCAUCUCUCUCCUUCACCAGAUCUCUCGUCUCUUCUCCGCUUCUCUCUCAGAAGAGAAGUCAAGCUACGUUGGUGAAUCGGAGCUUCAGCUCGGCUGCAACCAGCCAAUGUACGGCAGCUACGGAUCCUGAACAGUUGAAGAGUGCUAGAGAAGACAUCAAAAAGCUCCUCAACACCAAGUUUUGCCAUCCAAUCUUGGUUCGUUUGGGGUGGCAUGAUGCUGGUACCUACAACAAGAACAUAUCGGAGUGGCCUCAGAGAGGUGGAGCUAAUGGCAGUCUCAGAUACGAGAUUGAGCUUAAGCAUGCUGCUAAUGCUGGUCUUGUAAAUGCUUUAAACCUUAUUCAGCACAUCAAAGACAUGUACUCUGGGAUCUCGUACGCUGACCUUUUCCAACUGGCCAGUGCUACUGCUAUAGAGGAAGCUGGAGGACCUAAAAUACCCAUGAAAUAUGGAAGAGUUGAUACCUCUGGUCCUCAUGAAUGUCCUGAAGAAGGAAGGCUUCCUGACGCUGGUCCUCCUUCACCCGCUAAUCAUCUCAGAGAAGUCUUCUACAGAAUGGGUUUAGAUGAUAAGGACAUAGUUGCAUUAUCUGGUGCACACACCUUAGGAAGAUCCAGGCCAGAACGUAGUGGUUGGGGGAAGCCAGAAACGAAGUACACGAAAGAAGGACCGGGAGCACCAGGAGGACAGUCAUGGACACCAGAGUGGUUGAAGUUUGACAAUUCUUACUUCACAGAAAUCAAGGAAAAGAGAGAUGAAGAUCUCCUUGUCCUGCCCACUGAUGCUGCCAUCUUUGAAGAUCCUUCUUUCAAGGUGUAUGCUGAGAAGUAUGCUGCAGAUCAAGAUGCUUUCUUCAAGGAUUAUGCUGAAUCCCAUGCGAAACUGAGCAAUCUUGGAGCAAAAUUUAACCCUCCUGAGGGUAUCAUUAUCUAGUCGGCAUCUAAUUUACUCUGUCGAAGUACUGGUGUUUUUGAAAAAAAUAAUGACAAAGAAGAAAGGGAACAUUACUCGAGAGAUCUUUUCUUCUUAGUUUUGCAGAUAUCUUUUGGACAAUGUUUCUGCACAAAGGAGUUGGUUGAGUUUCUUUUGCCUUAACUAUUGGUCGUUCGUGUCAUGGUUGAAUUGUCGUAUUGUUUGUUGCAAUAACUUGAAAAUCGGGACA